Molecule: messenger RNA, 4816 nt
Organism: Electrophorus electricus (electric eel)
Lineage: Eukaryota; Metazoa; Chordata; Actinopteri; Gymnotiformes; Gymnotidae
Gene: gja5b
Product: gap junction protein, alpha 5b
Biological process (GO): cell-cell signaling; heart development; atrial cardiac muscle cell to AV node cell communication by electrical coupling
Cellular component (GO): connexin complex
Molecular function (GO): gap junction channel activity involved in atrial cardiac muscle cell-AV node cell electrical coupling
Source: RefSeq, a predicted model, not a curated record
UUCUUUUUCCGCCGGUCUGAGAUAGAGUGACGCUGCGCUAUCUGGCUUCCUCCGGACGGGUUCGCUGAUAGCUCUGGAGAGGACGAGGGAGGGAAAAAAAAAAGGAAAAAAAAACUCUGGAGCCAAGAGGGAACGAGCGGAUUCAUUUACGACUAGACGACUAGAGGGGACAUCUGAGAGCCCGUCUCAGUGAUGUGGUGAAGGGAACGAUAACUGGAAGGCUAGUAACCCACGUCUCGCCCAGGCUGAAGGAGCCUGAAGCAGGCCAAGUCACCCUAGUGAGACGUCCUUCUCCAGCCUCGGACCCUUCGAAGGAAACGUUCCCCCCCCGCCGCCAGUCCUGUCCAUCAAUCUGUCUCUAAAGAAUCCAGGACUUCCACGCCUGUGCGACAAAGAAAGAGGAGGAGAGCAAACCACAGCCCCAUCCAUCCUCAUCACGCUCUACAUCCAGGCCGUCCUGACGGAGGUGUCAGUCCCGGCCGCCACGAAUCAGAGAGAAGGACACGCUAAUUCCCUCUGCCCCGCCACCGAGAGACAUCAAACCAUCCGCAUCGACAGCGUGGGCCGCAAAGCGAGUCUCGUCCAUCUUGUUCUGCCAGCCCUUCUUUGCGAAGACGCCUCCGGAACCCCAGGAGCUAAUCGAGGACUGCUCCGUAUCUUCACACAAACGCGAACGGAGUCAUCACAGAAACACCACCUUUCUCCCCGCCAAUAUUCAAGCUCGGGAGUCUUUAAAGUUCAAGCCUUAAGUGCCUUAAUCGUGAGGCGGCCUGGGGGAUUUCUUCCCGCAGAGCGAAACAGGCGCGUUCGUAGAGGGGUACGGCUGUCUGAUAUCCAGGAGCACUCUGUCAGGAAGAGGAAGAGAGGCAGGCCGCACAGUGGUUCUCCCCCUGAUCGCCCAUGGCUGACUGGAGUUUGCUGGGGAACUUUCUGGAAGAGGUGCAGGAGCAUUCCACCUCUGUGGGGAAGGUCUGGCUGACCGUGCUCUUCAUCUUCCGCAUCCUGGUACUGGGCACGGCGGCCGAGUCAUCGUGGGGAGACGAGCAGGAGGACUUCACGUGCGACACGGAGCAGCCGGGUUGCGAGAACGUGUGCUACGACCGUGCCUUCCCCAUCGCCCACAUCCGCUUCUGGGUGCUGCAGAUCGUGUUCGUGUCUACGCCCUCCCUCAUCUACAUGGGCCACGCCAUGCACACGGUGCGCAGGGAGGAGAAGAGGAAGCAGAGAGCGAGGGACGACCCGGGCGGGGAGGGCGCGGGGGAUGGGGGUGGGGGGCGGAGCAGGGGUGGGGAGAAGUACCCGGAGGAGGAGCGAGACUGCGAGAAGGAGGAAUGCGGGGAGGGAAGGGUGCACCUGAGGGGGGCGCUGCUGCAGACCUACGUCCUGAGCAUCGGCAUCCGCACCCUGAUGGAGGUGAUCUUCGUGGCGGUGCAGUACAUGAUCUACGGAGUCUUCCUCCAGGCGCUGUACGUCUGCGAGGGCCUGCCAUGCCCGCACCCGGUCAACUGCUACGUCUCGCGGCCGACCGAGAAGAACGUCUUCAUCGUGUUCAUGCUGGCUGUGGCUGCCGUGUCGCUCUUCCUGAGCAUGGUGGAGCUCUACCACCUGGCGUGGAAGCAGUGCAAGAGGUGCGCGAGGGACCACCGGGCCAGGAAGCGGCAAAGGGCUGCCACGCCCUUGGCGGUGGCUGCCGCCUCUCCGGAACCUUCCAAGCCGGACCGGGCCUGCACCCCGCCCCCUGACUUCAACGAGUGCCUGGCGACGACCUUGACGCCGCCCCACCCGCUGCGGACGCAUUCCCGCCCCAGUUGCCCGCCGUUUAAUGACUGCCUGGCCAGCCAUCAGAACUCUGCCAACAUGGCGACGGAACGCCGCCGUAGCCGUGACGACUUGGGGGCGGUGGACUUCCUCAAGAUGAGCUUCUCGCAGCAGUCUGUGGACACGCCCAACUGCGCUCCGCCCGUGUUGCUAAACAACGGACUGUUAACGGACAAGCGGCGUUUUAGCAAGAGCAGCGGGACCAGUAGCAGAGUGAGGCCUGACGACCUGGCAGUGUAGCCUUGACAGCAAACAGCAACUGUAACAAACAGCCGACGACAAACGGCGUCGAAGAUUACCGCAGCACCGUACCAGCAGAUGACUGGCUCCUUAACUUAUCAACACUGGAAUGCCUGUACGUGUCCCAUCUCGUCGUAUGUAAGCAUGAAAGAUGCCUAUCUGUCUGCUGUUUCAUAAGAGGCGAUAAUGCGGCAUGUUUACCUUUUAAUGAGUACACCGAGAAAAGAAUCCUUUGACGGUUAGCUCAUAGUAAAGAUAUGCACGCUUGUGAGAUUGUCCUGUUAAAGGGAGAUGCUGAGCAAUUGCUGAAAGGUUGCUGUCAUCAAAACAUUUGUGGAAGUUUGAGCGUGAGACAAGCCUACUUCAACGAAAAGGCCAUCGGAACAUGCUGACACCAGGGACCUCAGCUGUGAUUGGCCAAGGCAGCAUGAAUCCUCAUGGGAGCCAGGAUGGCAGAGGGCAGGCCAGACUCCAGACACCAGUCACUCCCAGGGACUCUCCGUGUCUCUGUGCAAAGGCAAGACCUGGAGCUCCUACCGGCCUGCGCAUUACUGGACUAGAAUAAAUGGAAUGUUACAGGUUGCAAUUCUGCAAAUUCAUGGGCAUUAUGGCUGAAAAGGAAUACAAGAUUCAGUGGCUUAUACCUAAGCAUCAGUACUGGAUGCUGAUUGGCCAGUGAAGCCUAAUAUCUUAUUAUUAGGUUUGAUCUUGAUGCUUAUUAUCAAAGUUAAUGCACAUCCUCUGGUUUCCACAUAUACACAUCAAUAUGUAUGGAAAAUAUUAUUUGCACUAUUGAUGUUCAUUUGCAGGUUUUGUUUUGUGAUUUUAAGCAUGCCUAACAUCUGAAAUGGUAAUCAGAUAAAAAUAAUUUUUUAAUUUUACAUUUUGUUCUAUACUACUUAAUAGUUUAGGUUGCUGAAUCACCAAAAGACAAGAUCACUACCAAAUAAGGGCUAACUUUUCUGAGAUUUUUUAAUUACACUGAAAGAUUCAAACCAUAUAUAUCUGCAUUUCAUUCCAAAGCUUUUCCCUAUUAAGUAUAUGCAAAUAAUUGUUUCAAUAGCUACAUUUGCAGUCAUUUCUAACAAGCACAACCUGACGAAGCACAGGAUUUGAGUUACUGCAAAUAAACAUUUUAAAAGUUAAGUUAGCCCCAGCCCAGUGUCUAACUUGUAAAAGCAGUAACGGUCACUGAGGGAGAGAGUAGGCACCUCUUCCUUGGCUGCAGCCAAAAACGAGACAAACUGAGCUCACCAAAGUAGCUCACAGCUAUCCUAACUUGCAAGCUAGCAUUUCUUGAGGACUUUAAGUUAACAUUACAUCAAAUACAUUUCCUUAACCUUCCCUUAUUUUCAUUGGGAGAGUGGUAUCCUAGGCCCGAAAUUUGGUGCUACGCCCAUCUGUGAUUUGACUGCUUUGCCAUGUCUUGCUAGUCAUGCACUCCUACCACUAGAUGGCGGCAUACCUCAACCUCAGUGCUGUUCAGCCCUUUGGAUAAAGCAACGCACACAUCUAUCCAAAUUCCCUCCCGAUGGUAAAAGGUCAUGUGUUCUCAUCUCGAUGCUGGAGAAGCCCCCUCGCAUUCUGUGCCUGGCAGGGCAGGGACACGCUCGCCCUGCAGCAGCUGCUGAACAAUCGUGUACAAUCUCCUAAUAUUAGAGUCCUCCCCACCAGGAGUCUCCUUGGGACACUGGGUAAUUAUAGAACCAUAGCACCAAGGAUCGGGGGGGGGGGUAGGAUGGUAUCGAGAUCCCAGAUUUAUUCGGAUGAAGGUUUGGUGCAGGCAUAUCAUGGAAUUCCAUGUAGGGGCUAAAGAAUGGUCGCAUGUCUUGUUUCGAAAUGUGGUUAUUUCGCCUGGCCCCUGAUUGGGCUGCAGACUCAUUUUACAAUAAUGCGCAUUAUUUGUAAACUUCAACAAUAUAAAAUUGGAUUGCAUAUGGAAACCUUUAAUUACACUGUUUAUCUAGGCUGAACAUAAGCAGAGACCUCCUGGGGCGUUUGAGAGUUAUCGCUGAAUAUUAUAUUGUUGCAGUAACCUUAUCUGCCCACGAGGGGGCAGCGCAAGACCAGUCACACCUAUAUAUGAGAGAGAAAGAGAAAAAGAGAGAAAGAAAGAAAGAGAAAGAGAGAGCGAGAGAGAGAGAGAGACGGUGCUGCAUGACACUUUAUACCAAACAAUAUAUUUUAUUUGUCUUCCAACACCCAGCCUUAGGAAGUGGUUCAGUACCAAAUUCAAUGGAGUUACACAUGACAAGCAUCAACACAGGAGGGCUGGGGACAUGUGGACAACCUAUUAGUUUUUUUUUGUGUGUUUUUUUUUUUUUUUCAUUAUUUGUUUUCUACAAAAAAAAGAAAAAAUAAGAACAAAAAAAUAAAAUAAAAACGCCACCCAUCAGUAAUCCAGCUUCAUCACCACAUAGCCAUUGUACGUGGCUACAAUUUUUAUGUUCGAUUUUAUUGAUGCCCCUUGCCACCUUCACUGGCAUCAACCAGCGGAUACGGCUUUCUGAUCGUCUUUGUCUGACGGACACCUUGACCCUGGCAGUUGACAUCAUGGUAGCUACUGAGAGGCAGUUUUCUGGGAUCUGGGAUCCGUUUGCGCCUCUACCUCGGGGCAGCUUAGGGGGAAAAUCCAGAACACGAACCAGAAGCCACACUGACGGAGUACGUUGGAUUACUGCUCCUACUGACAGUUGUCAAAGUGUUUUUCUCUACAAUAAAAAGGAGUAAAGAAAAAAACACUUCUUUAUUCUUUACA